GGGGUUUCUUCAGUGAAUAUAGACGAACAAAGCAUUUCGAACGCGCGGCAUUUCGAUCGACAUGCCGGACGUGCACAAAAAUUAAUAUCCCCCCGUUGUGGGAUUUGAAACCUCACAAUUUUUGAGCGAUAACACUUUGUUGGCGAGCUAAUUUCGCGAGCCCUUCAUCAAUUCGCUCAUUCGGGCGCUGGCCACUGAAAUUUGUGAAGUAUUAAGGUGCAACCUGCAACGUUAACAUGGAGCUCGAUGAGCCGUUAAUUGAGUCGCCGACGCCGCCUGAUCAGGACAAUGACAUUGAGGAAUUAGAUCCUUUGGCGAUGGCCACACCAUCGCUGAUUGACGAACAAAAAAGUGAAAAAAGUGCUGAAGAAGUACACCACGAGUCCAAAAAGACUCCUCAACACCUUUCAGAGAGUGUGGAGACUCCUAAGGUUUCGUUGGUGUCAUCCUCUCCAUCUCUUCUCUUUUUAGCUCUGAAAGCCGCACCCUUGGAAGCUGCAUUCCUCACUGACGAUGAGAAUGAUGAAGAAUUUGGAGGCUUUGAGGUUUCAGAAAAGCAAACCCCUGCUGAAGCGAAAGAACUGAAAUUACUGGAAAGUGAGUUAGAAGAGGCAGAAGCAGCCGCCGCUCUAGAAGUAGUGUCAGAAUCAGAAGAGUCCUUGCCUGGAUCCCCUGGGGAUUUAGUCAUCGCCGAUUCAAGCGAAGAGCCACUUUCCCCUCAGGAAAUGGGUGGAAAGCGUAAACGUGCUCCUUCUAUUGCCUCCACUGCCUCUGGAGGCAGUUCUGCCUCCAGAGGCAGCCGCAAGUUCGACCCAACUUUACCUCUUUACCAGAAGCCCUUCCAGCGUGGUUUUGUAAGGGAGGUCGUCUACCGCAGCACAUUUGACAUCUCAAAGGAAUCUAAUCACGCAGACAUCUACUAUUUUCUCGCUCCAAACGGAAAAAAACUCAGAUCAUCUGUGGACGUGGCAAGAUACCUGUCGGACAAUGCUAUUCCAUUGCCCUUGGAAUCCUUCACGUUUGCGAGGGAACCUCUUGGAAUUGCAGACAGUAAGAAGGAAAUAAUUCGCUAUGCUAAAACUAAGGAAUCUCCUCCGCCACCAAAAAUCAAGCGGCCAGCUGCACCACCGCCAGCACCAAAAACCCCAGUUGUUCAAAACGUCAACGGAGGAGGCAUCCGACCACCAAAAAGAGCGCGAAAGAGCACCUACCAGGACCCUGUUUGGAUCACAUCAGACCCAAAAAACAAACAAACACCAUGUGGUAUCUACUGCGCCAAAGCUGCUGGAGAGGUGCCGACUUUGCAGUGCAGCUCGUGCGUGUGUCUCUACCACCCUAUCUGCGUUGGACUCAACCAACUUGACUCCAGCCUUCUUCUUGGUUACAUCUGCAAUAAUUGCAGGCAGGAAAAGUCAUCUCAAAAGUCUACCAAAUUUAAUGCCCAGAUAAAAAAAGAACCAAAGCCCGAGGCGCCUCCUCAGUCGUUGGUUGUCCUGGAGGGGCGACAGUUUGUCGUCAUUCCAAAGACAGGUGGCAAAGCACCCUUGGCACCACCACCGCCACCUCCAGCUCCGACACCCGCCCCUCCUCAACCUAAUGAAAACCAUGAGGCCAGCAGUGCUAUGCCGGAAUCAGCCAAAGACACUUCUGCCGUUAACAAGGUUGCUAACAAGCCUAGAGAGAAGAAAAUUCAGCUCUAUGGCCCCGAUUUUGUCAAUAACUUAAACACGGGGACAAAAAUGAUGCUUCAAGUUUUUAGCUACCUGACAGUAAAAGAACUUCUCAGGGCCAGCAGGGUUUGCUCUUCUUGGCGACUAAUUUCAGAGAAUCGAUCCCUGUGGCGCAUAGUUCGUCUGAAGAAUUCAAGUGUAACAUCGUGGAACGAUUGCACUGAGUGGCUGAAUCAUCACCGCACCGAACUGGUUGACUUGCGUAAAAUGGUGAUGCCGGAGAGAAACCCUGUUGCUGUUUGGUCUGAGGUGGCCGCGGCUCUCAGCCAAGUUCGUUCCCUCAAGGCUGUCGAGUUGGGCCGCUGUGCUCCAGCCGCAGUUGCCCUAACUGCUGGCAGCUGCUCCAAACUCACUGCACUAUCAGCCUCAUCCUUGACCUCUUCGGAUGACACGCUGGAUAUGAACUGUCUUCGUGGUAUGACGCAGCUGGAAAAACUGCGACUCAGAGGAGCAUAUUCAUUGAAUGUGCGAAACUUAAGCUCCCUGCAGAAGUUGCCCAAUCUCACUUGCCUGUCUGUGACCUCUGUGAAAGGUCUGCCUGGCAUGGACGUGGCUAUGGUACUCAACGACCUGCCAGGUCUGGAAGUGUUAGAGCUAGGCGAGUGUUUUGAAAUGGUGCAUCACGCUGAGAUAUUGACCGAGGUGCUGGCCAAGCUGCAGUUCUUGAGGCGGCUCAGACUUGAGUACCUCAGCACCCAGAGGCCGCACACUGACGCUGAAACGUUGGUCACCUUCUUUGAAAGCUUGACUGCUCUGCCCCGCCUCGAACACCUGGAACUGGUGCACAUCGAGGCUCCUCCCGGCUGUGAUCUCCAAAUAUCGAAGUUGUCUGCCUUGCGCUCACUUCUACUUGUACCUAGUUUCGUUCAUCAGGGCGCUGUCACAAGUCAAGUUCUCCUGCGAGGAGUGCUUCAGUUGAAAAAUCUCACCAAGCUCACCAUCGGGCUGACUACUCCCAUCAGCGAGACGGGGCACAAGGCCUUCACGCAGAAGCUGGCACGUUCUUCCCCUCAAAGCGCGCCAGCACCAAAGCCCCAUGAAGAUUGUCUGCCGGUAGCAACUCCUCUCCCUACACCAAAAUCGGCACUAGACCCUUUCAAACCAUUUUCAAAAAAGCUGGACAGCAUUGAAGUGGUGCCUGGUUGGCAUUUGCAGAAAGUCCUCAAGGAAAGCCUUCCGAAUGCCGUGGUGAAUGUUCGGCUACUGUCCCAUCCAAAUCGUUACACUCUCGAUGAGUGGCUUUUGUUAUAAAACCUUUAUACCAGCUGUCGUCACAUAAUCCACGCGAUCUGUGUAAGUAAUAGUGGCGCUCUGUCGAUUGUUUGGAUGUUCCUCAGCGUCUCACAAUGUUUUAAUUACCGCAUACCCCACAUCUCAAGCUAUUUUUACCUCGAAUCCUUAAAAUAGAACUCAUUUUGUAAGUUAUAUUUUUUAUCACAUAUUAAUAGUUGUACAUCGAUAAAAAAGUAAUUUUUUAUCACAAUCAUGAAAAAAAUGUAAAUAAAUAUGUCAAAUUAGAUACUAAUUAAAAUUCAUAUUUCUAAC
This is a messenger RNA of Cloeon dipterum, 3275 nucleotides long. RefSeq lists its product as uncharacterized. Lineage: Eukaryota; Metazoa; Arthropoda; Insecta; Ephemeroptera; Baetidae. Gene Ontology annotation, molecular function: DNA binding; protein binding. The record is from RefSeq and is a predicted model, not a curated record. Bases 237 to 2981 code for a protein of 914 amino acids. The transcript has 14 exons.